Molecule: messenger RNA, 1584 nt
Organism: Paramecium tetraurelia
Lineage: Eukaryota; Ciliophora; Oligohymenophorea; Peniculida; Parameciidae
Exons: 2
Source: RefSeq, a predicted model, not a curated record
AUGUCUAGUUCAGAGGAAUCUGAGAGUGAUGAUUCAAUGUUCUAAGGGAAUAAUAAAUAGUAACGUAAACAUUUGUCAGAUGUGGAUACUAUUAUAGCAAUAUUAAGUAUUGAGCCAAAGAACAGAUCCUAUUCAUAAUUAUAAUUGUUGUGUUAUAAGUUUGAGCAAUAUGUUAAUUACUUUUAAUAAAUACGUAAUAAAUUGAAUCCCAGUAUUCUAAUUAAAUUGAUGUCAACCAUAUCAAUAGAAAAAUUCGAUGCAUUCAGUGUUGUAUUUAAUCAAGGUGAAACUGGAAGGAAAAUGUAUAUUAUUUUACAAGGAGAAGCAGCUGUUUUAAUUAGAAAUCAAGAUUAAAUUGAGGUUCAUUAAAAAAAGGAUGACUAUAAACGAAGAAGAGCAACUAAGACUUUCGAUGAGUUAAUUUUACAUCGUUAUUAAAAUUUCAGGAUUGUUGCUUAUAAAAAAUAAUAUGAUUAUUUUGGAGAGAUAGCAAUAGAACAGAGAAUCCCAAGGACAGCCACUGUCAUUACUAAAGAAUCUUGCAUAUUUGCUAUUUUGACUUUUGAUGCUUAUUAAACAUUACUGAGUGAACUAAAGGCUGAUAAUUUAUAGUUAAGACAGGUUGUAAUUGCAAGAAUGCAUCCAUUUCAUCUAUUAAAUGAAUAACAAUUACAAUCCAUUUUGCAUAAUCAAGAGGAACUAAAUAUUUAGGCUGGAAGUUUAUUAUAUAAGGAAUUGUAGAUUGUGGAUUCAGUGUAUCUUAUAAUUAAAGGGGAAGUGUAGGUCUCAAUUAAAGAGCCAAUAGAAAAUGCUGCUGGAGGAAAGAUUAGAGAAAAUAAGUAUUUUGUUAAUUUUCAGAAGCAAAAACGCAUAAAAAACAUUGGUUUGUUCAGUGUUGGAUAGUUAAUAGGAGAUUAUGAAUUGUACUUGAAUAAGACAAGCAAGGAGAGGCUGAUAAGAAGAACAACAGCGAUAGUGAAGAGUGACUCAAAAAUUAUUAAGAUUCCUUGUUAAUAAUUUGUAGAUGUAAUUGAGUAUGGUUUGUCAUCGAAAUGGCUUCUGAAAUAUUUGAUUGAUAAAUAUGAGUAAAAGGAGAAGUUGCCUAUCUUAUAGAUAUAGGAUGAUACAGAGAAACAAAAGACAAAUAAUUUCGUGUCCCCUCAGUUGAAGAAGAUGAUUUUUAGGAUAAAAUAGUAUCAUGAUCAUAAUAAAGUAUCAAGUGAACGGUUUUCAAAGGUUAAUUAUUAAUAUGAUCAAGAUAUGAAUACAGAUGAUCAACCAUAUACGAGUCUUAAAAAUGAAAUAAAUUUGUAAGAUAAAUCAGUUUUGAAAUAUUUAGCUAGAGAUUAGUUCUUACCUAAAAAACCAAUCAAUAAUAUAUCUUAAUUCAGUGUAGAAAAAUUUGCAUCAUCUUUGAAAACUCGUGUACAAUUUUCUAAAAUAUUGACUUAACUUGAUGAUGAUAUGACUUGUUAUAGGUUCUAUUCUUCACCUAUAAAGUAUAUGCCUAAAUAAACAAAUUUAAAAAAAACGUGUUCUCAGAUAAGCUCUCCGUUAUUAAUGCAAUCAUAGUAAAUGAAUUGA